UUGCUCUGGUUGUGUCCGGGAGGGGCCUCAAAAAAGGCCAUCCUCAAGUUGCAAUGGCAAUUCAAAAGUCAGAAGAGGAGGUGGCGACUGUGAAAGACUCCAAGGAGGCGCCACAGGAUGCAUCGAAGGACAUGGAUCGUUCCACCUCUGACGAAGAAGAUGUGGCAACAGGUGCGAACAAGAUUGAGGAUAUGACCGAUGAUUGGGUGGAAGACCACAUGAAGGAUGUUACAGUUGCAGUCAUUGGGAACGUGGACAGUGGGAAGUCUACCCUGGUUGGGGUUCUAACCAAAGGUGGCUUGGACGACGGCAGAGGCCUUGCUCGAGCCAAGGUCUUCAACUUCUCUCACGAAGCGGCCAAUGGCCGUACCAGCAGCAUAGCUCAGGAAAUCAUGGGCUUCUCCUCUACUGGGGAUCAGGUGAUCAUUGAACGCAUGGCCAACACCACUGCAAACUCGCGGAACACGACGUGGCAGCAGGUUGUGAGCCAAUCAGAACGAUUGGUGACUUUCAGUGACCUGUGCGGCCAUGAGAAGUACCUGAAGACGACCAUCUUUGGGUUGGUGGGCCAAUGUCCUGACUAUACCAUGAUUAUUGUCAACGCCAACGCAGGCUUUCAACGCAUGUCGCGCGAGCACUUGGGCAUUGCGCUCGCUCUUCGUAUCCCGUUUUUUAUCGUAGUGACCAAGAUUGACAUCGCUCCACAGAAUGUGUUCGAGGAGAACUUGCUCCAGCUGCACAAGAUUGUGAAGUCAAAUGCAGUGAAGCGGCAGCCUCUUGUGGUGAAGGAAAUGGAUCAGCUGGAAGCUGCAGCAUCUGGUAUCUUCAACAGAGAGGCUUGUCCCAUUUUCUGCAUCUCUAGCGUGACGGGAGAAGGUCUACCGUUGCUGCGGAACUUUUUGAGAUGUUUACCAUCGAGAUUGCAGGAUAGCGGCCUUUUCAGACCCCCUAGCAGCCCUGCGGAAUUUCACAUCGACUCGAUCUACGUUGUGCCUGGAGUCGGCCUUGUGGUCGGUGGUGUCGUCCGUGCUGGGCGCAUUCGCCCAGGCCAACAACUGUUGCUGGGCCCUGACAAAGUGAGUCAGUUUAAACCUGUACUGGUGAAGACUAUCCAGUACAAGCGAGUCACUGUGGAGUCUGCUGAAAGUGGUCAGCAUUGCAGCUUCGCCUUGCGAUCUUUGGUGAAGAGGGAAACCCUGAAGAAGAACAUGUUCAGAAAAGGUAUGGUCUUGCUGGGUCCUGAAAUCCAACCACGAGCCGUUUGGUCCUUCAAGGCUGAGGUGGUGAUCUUGCACCAUGCUACAACCAUCAGAGAAGGAUACCAGGCCAUGAUUCACUGCGGCAUCAUCCGCCAAUGUGCGGCUGUGAAGCACAUGUCCUGCGAGCUGCUGCGUUCUGGCGAUAAGGCCAUUGUGACGUUCCGCUGGUGUUAUCACGCCGAGUACGUUAACCUUGGCGAAACUUUGCUUUUUCGAGAAGGUCGGACUAAAGGUUUGGGGAGGAUCGUGGAAGUGGUGGAUGAUGGCUACAAUCCGUUGAUGAGAGAGGCUGAGAAGUGAGUCAAGUGAGUGGAGUCGACCGGGUCGACCCAGACAUGAGCUGGGCGAUGUACAAACACCGCUGAAAGACACUGUCGAAUCUGUCGAAUCUGUCGAACAUGAUCGCCACUGGCAAUGGGUUUGGACAAGAGAACCUCGUUGCGACAAAC
Cladocopium goreaui is the source of this 1708-nucleotide messenger RNA. Lineage: Eukaryota; Dinophyceae; Suessiales; Symbiodiniaceae. The record is from the annotation of a GenBank genome assembly.